Molecule: messenger RNA, 957 nt
Organism: Rasamsonia emersonii CBS 393.64
Lineage: Eukaryota; Fungi; Ascomycota; Eurotiomycetes; Eurotiales; Trichocomaceae
Exons: 6
Coding region: 1-957 (318 amino acids)
Cellular component (GO): cytosol; nucleus
Source: RefSeq, a predicted model, not a curated record
AUGUCUUUAAUUAAAUUAAAAUGUGCGGCGGGCGGGGUGAAUGCCGAUAAGCUCUGCAAUCCGCCCGUCUUCAACCGGGGAGGUAUAGACUUUGUAAAUUCGCGCAAGGGGAAUCGCACGCAGAACAGACAGCUGCGUCAUCCUGCAGAAGCUUGCGAAGAAAGAAAGACAUCCUAUCCUUAUUACAUCGUGCGCAUUCCCCUCGAAUUAAUUACCCCGCCGUCGCCCGCCGCCGUCCCUGUCACUGCCACCGUCACCGUCGCCAUGCGCCCUCCGCUCCGCAUUGCCGUCCUCGAAACGGACACCCCGCUGGAAAACACAAAUAAAAAGUAUGGAGGAUACGGCGGCGUGUUCGAGGCGCUUCUCAAAACUAGCGCCGCGGCGUUGAGCCAGCCGGACAAGCUCGAUCCCGAAAGGGACCUCCAGAUUUCAAAGUGGGACGUUGUCAAUGGAGACCAGUAUCCGGAUUUGGAGGACAUAGAUGCCAUUCUGAUCACGGGGUCGAGGCACAACUCCUUCGAAGACAUACCGUGGAUAAACCGACUGGUCGAGUUUACGCAGAAGGUACAUGCGCACCACCGCGUGCGCAUUAUCGGAGUGUGCUUCGGACACCAGAUCGUGGGGAGAGCGCUUGGAGUCAAGGUUGGGAGGAACGAUGAGGGCUGGGAGAUAUCGGUGUGCGAUAUGGAAUUGACAGAGAAUGGCAAGGAGCUGUUUCAGAGGGACAAACUGUUAUCCACCAGGUGUCACGCCUCUCGCGUCCUCACCCCGCUGCGCCGUCCAGGGAAUGGACAUCCCGAGUUCACCGACGAGAUCGUGGAGGAGAUCCUUGACUCGCGCUACAAAAACGGCGUCUUCACAGAGGAUGAGUAUAAGGAGGCGAUGAGCAGGGUUAAGAAUCACCAUGACGGCGUUGCUGUUGGGGUGGCUUUUCUGAAGUUCUUGCUUGAUGAGUGA